UGUUACAUUACGUAGUGGGCGUAAAUGCUCCUUGUAAUGGCGACCGUGCCGUUGAUGUGCCUAUGUUUGUGAAAAUGAAGCGGAGAAGAAGUUAUUUCUUUUAACUAAAACGCCGAGGUUCCCGAGAGGAGGACUUUGCGUCAAUAACCGUCAUCUUCAUACGUGGUAAACGAAGCUGUACUUUUAUAUUUUUGUGCUCCCGAAAUGAUGAAGCUCAAGUCCAACCAAACCCGGACGUACGACGGGGAUGGCUACAAGAAGCGGGCCGCCUGUCUGUGCUUCAGGAGCGAGUCGGAAGAGGAGGUGCUCUUGGUGAGCAGCAGUCGACAUCCUGACAAGUGGAUUGUUCCUGGAGGGGGAAUGGAGCCUGAAGAGGAGCCAAAUGCUGCCGCAGCUCGAGAAGUGUGUGAAGAGGCGGGUGUGAAGGGGACCUUAGGUCGCUUAGUUGGAAUAUUUGAGAAUAAGGAGAGGAAACACAGAACCUACGUGUAUGUUCUAAUUGUAACAGAAGUACUGGAGGACUGGGAGGACUCUGUCAACAUUGGGAGAAAAAGGGAAUGGUUUAAAAUAGACGAUGCCAUACAAGUGUUGCAGUGUCACAAGCCUGUUCAGGCCACCUACUUCGAGGCUCUCCAGGAGAGUUGCCUGACCAGUAAUGGAACGCCACUUGUGACCACGAUAGGCGAGGACCUCUCACCAACCUACAGCAUCAAUCAGAGCUCCGUCUCGGGUAUCAGAUAACUAAAAACAAUAAACUUCCCCCCCCCGGAGCUUUUGCCACCACUUGCGCUCUUACUUGUGUCACUUCUCUCUUUCUCCUCUCCUUUGUUCUGUCCUCUCUACUAUAUAUUUUUUUCUCAGUAACAUGGUUUGCCUUGCCAACUCCUUUGUGCCAGAAUUGUGGCACAGACUUGAUGACAGGUGUUAGGUGAAAAGUCUGAAACACUUUGUAAAUGUAAUUUUGGAUCCGUUUUUUUUUUUUUUUUCGUUGUUUUUCUUCUUCUUACAUAAAAAAAUGCAUGAAGUAUCCCCUCAUUCCCUGUCCUUUAUGCACCCUUAGUGUGGUGUCAAAUGAAUGCAAGAACUACUUUUUACUGUUGUAAUGUAAAAGUGUAUGCGUAGUGCUUAAGCUGAAGGCUUUUGGUGGUCUUUUUAAUGUCUUCUCCAUUAUUUCGGUUGUUUUCUGUGACUGAAUGUGCCCAUAAGUGUGCUCCCCUCCCCCCCUGUUGUAAGGAUAGGAAAUAGUGCGUAUCAGAAGCAAAAGAUUUGUGGGAAGCGUCUUGCAUGAGCACUGUUCUGUUGUGUCUCGCUCACGUGAGUGACCCGAUGCUGACUGUGCAACAGAUUUGUGGCAAGGUCUUUGGCUUUUCUUCUUACUGUAGUUUUUUGUUUCUUUUCUUUUUUUUAUGCUCGGCUUUUAAGCACGGUUCCUAGUUUUUCAAUUUCGAUAGACUUUCAAGUGUCAACUGUGUUUCUCCUUAAUUUGGGAAGCUAGCCAAGCACUACAGGUUUCACUCUCAAGCUGAGUGUAUACAGUAAACUGUACAGAGAGUGGAAGAAUGUUGAGAUAUGAUGUAAAACUAACUCCUUCUUGAUAGAUUGACCUAGUUUUAAUCCCAUUCUUUCCUUCUAUUAUAUACUCUUGUGACUACAAAGUCUUCCUCCCCCUAAUUAGAGGGUGAAAGAAGUAGAUUUAAAGAAUCAUUCAUUUCAGAAUUGAGCACAUAUCACUUAAGUUAUUAAAACCCAUGUCUGUGUUUUACUCCUCACAUUCAGUUUGGUUGAAAAACAAUUGUUUACAUUGUGUUCUUACCAUAGCACAGAUUUAGCGGGCACUUUCAUUACAUACAUGAUUAUUCAAAUUUAUUUUAUUAUUUUUUUACCCUUAUUUUUUUUAUAUUUAAUCUGCAUCCCCAAGAAGACUCAGAACAGCUGAUUGACAUUGAAAGUAAUGGAUCUGUUAUCCUGUCUUUGGCAAAGAUGCAGAACAAACAAGCCUUGUACAGUUUGAGACCUCGUUUUUAACUUGUAAAAUGCUUUUGGAUACUUAUUCUUUCUCUUCUCUCUAACGUUUGGCAAGUCUCUUUAGCCGAGCUGCGUCACGUGGUCUUGAUGAGUCAUGUGGCAGCAGGCUCAAUACUGUGAAACUGGAGGCGCUGUAGAUAGCAUGUAAGAGGUUUUUAUUGUAAAUUGUUUAUUUCUGUAUAGAUCAAAGGUGAGAGUGCAAAUGACAAAAAACCUCUUACACAUCUUUGAGUGCUACGUGUCAUUUCAGCUGCGGCUGGAAGAACUAAAAACUUCUUUGUUGGCUUAUGAGCUGUUGGGAUUUUUUCCUUUUUGAGAUGGCAAACAGUAUACCUGAGACUAAAGAACAAGGAAUGUGGUUGUGAGAUUAAAGAGCCUUUUUUAAUAAUAAAAUAUAUAAAUAUAUAUAGAUUUACACACGUGGAUUCCCUUCAGAUUGUAAACCACGAGGGUUUACCUGUUUGUUUUUUGGAUCAAGUGUAAAAUAAUGAAUUACUGCCACGGAAAUGCAACUGAAAUUUCUUAGCUGCUUCUCAGAUUAGAGAUUAGCAAAUCUGUUGUCUUGUAUUUGGUGCAUUUCUCUGCCCUGAAAGCACAUCAACACAGGUUUCCUGUCUGUUGAAACUUAUUAGAAUACCCUUCUUAUAGGAUGUUAUGUUUGGGUAUAAGAGAAGAACCACCAUUAAAAUGUCUGGUAUAUUGGUAAAACCUACUUACUUACAAGCCAAGUGAUCCAGUGAAGUUUAUAAAUUGCAAAUAAACUAGUAAAUCACAAACAAUAGCCAGAACAACAGGCUUUAGUAUCUUUACAAAUUAUUUAAAUGGUUAACUUUAAGCACCUUGUUAGAGGCAAUUCUGUGGAUGUUUUCCGCAUCUGUAAUCAAACAGUUCAGUUCUGAUCGAGAGCAAAAGGCUGCGCAUUUUAUCAAGAAAUAUGCAUAGAAAACAACUGCAUCAUAACUGAUCUGAAGGAAAUAGCUUUGACAACUGAAGGCUAUUUGCAAAUGUCUAAAGAAAAAGCAUGGUGUAUAGAAAUAGAUAUUGAAACCUUUUUCUAAUUUGUAAAUCAGGUCAACUCCCCUCCAGCCCAAGACUUUGAACUGGUUUUACUGCUGUGCAUCUGCAGGGCGUGGUGACUAAAGUCUUGCUUUAUGAUACCCCUCCUGGUUUGUCUGCAAGCCCGUUUAUGUAAAUAUGCUGUUGAACAUCAAUAUGACUACCAAUUAGACAAAAAAAAAGCUGCUCAGACCAAUUGGCAGUGAUUGAAUUUUUUAUCUGAGUGGUGGGUACUGUCAAAAUGAAUGUGAGGAGGAUUUCCAUAGGUAAUAGCCAAUAAUGUAAUUAUUAAUCGCAGGUUGUUUCUAACCACCAAUAUGUUAGCUAAACCAGAUUUUGUGAUGAGAUAAUGCUGUAUAUAAAGGUAAAAGAACAACCUAAAACCAGGAAAGCUCUUUGGCUGUGGUUCAGAAUUAUUGUUCCUUAUUGGGGAAAAACCUCACUGAGUUUCAGACUUCAAUAAAAAGCAACGUCGUCUUGAAAUGCAGCAUGAGAGAAAAUAAAUGCUCACCAAUAAAUUUCACAUUCCCAAAAAUUAAAGAUGGCCGAAAUGAUAUACCCCUUAUCCUUGGUGUUUCUGCUUACAAAACCGGCUCUGUAGUUGAAGGAAGCAGACCAGAGGGUGUUUCUUUUUUACACUGAAUCUUUAGAUAACAUCACUUCCUUCUCCAAAGUGGGAAUCAGAAUCAUGUUUGCCAGUGAAACAGCUCCACCUUGUGGCCAUGGCAUGAGUAUUAAAAGCACAUCUCAACAGCUGAGGAUUGUAAACAUUCAGUCUCCUUUAUCAGCUGAGCGACUGCAAAAAAAGUUUUAUAACCCCAAAAUUACUUGCAACUGAAUUACAAAUGUGUGUAAACUUCUAGAUGUGAAGCUAAGCCUGGAAGUUACGUACUUGUAAACAACUUGUGUUUAUUUUGUGUCACUGGAAUAUAGUUUUCCUCUCUUUCAUCGUUUGGGACUGUGGAAUAAAACCAGAGCAAGACUUAAGAUUGUAAUAUAAAUGUGCCAACAAAUAAACAGCAGUAUUUCACAUUCUGUAAA
Molecule: messenger RNA, 4122 nt
Organism: Cyprinodon tularosa
Lineage: Eukaryota; Metazoa; Chordata; Actinopteri; Cyprinodontiformes; Cyprinodontidae
Gene: nudt3b
Product: nudix (nucleoside diphosphate linked moiety X)-type motif 3b
Exons: 5
Coding region: 205-741 (178 amino acids)
Biological process (GO): adenosine 5'-(hexahydrogen pentaphosphate) catabolic process; diadenosine pentaphosphate catabolic process; diphosphoinositol polyphosphate metabolic process
Cellular component (GO): cytoplasm; nucleus
Molecular function (GO): endopolyphosphatase activity; bis(5'-adenosyl)-hexaphosphatase activity; diphosphoinositol-polyphosphate diphosphatase activity
Source: RefSeq, a predicted model, not a curated record